AUGUUGCAGGAGAACCAAACAAGGCCAUCUGAAUUCCUGCUGAUUGGCCUGUCCGACUUGCCGCAGCUGCGCUUUAUCGUACUGGCUGUCUUCCUCUUCUUCUACCUCCUCACCUUGUCUGGCAAUGUCCUGCUGGGCUUGGCUGUAUGGAAGGAUACCCACCUUCAGACACCAAUGUACAUCUUCCUCUGCUCCCUGGCCCUCUCAGAGACCUUUAUAAGCAUAGCUUUGGUGCCCAAAGCAUUAACAGGUUUGGCGUCAUCUGAUGGUGUUUCUUCCAUCUCCUUCCCUGGCUGCGUGGCACAAAUGUUCUUUGCCUCUUCGUUGGCAUCUACUAACUGCUUCCUCUUGGCAGCCAUGGGGUAUGACCGCUCAGUGGCAGUUCGUGACCCACUGCACUAUGUGACACGAAUGGGAGGACAGAUGUGUACCAAGCUGAUCUCACUCUGCACUUUCAUUGGUUUCUGUGUUGGCGCUGGCAUGACCACCACUGUCUUCCAUCUUCCCUUCUGCCCAGGCCAUAACCGCCUCCAGCAUUUCUUCUGCGAUAUUCCACCUCUCCUGGACCUGGCCUGUGCAGAUACACAUUUUAGCGAGGUAGCCUUGCUUCUCCUUGGUCUGUUUGUUCUGGGCCUCCCCUUGUUUCUGAUUCUUCUCUCGUACACAUUUAUCAUGAGAGCUGUGUUGAGAGUUUCUGCUCCUGGGGGGCGCCAGAGAGCCUUCUCCACUUGUGGGGCUCAUCUUACUGUGGUGGUCAUCCACUUUGGCUGUGCUUCCUUCAUAUACCUCAGACCCAAAUCCAGCUUUCAGCCAGACAGGGACCGACUUGUCUCUGUGAGCUACUGUGUGGUCACUCCGCUUCUCAACCCAAUGGUCUACAGUCUCCGAAACCGGGAGGUUCAUGCUGCCCUCAAAAAGACUCUUGGUCUCAAGGUUGCAGCAACUUAA
Molecule: messenger RNA, 948 nt
Organism: Podarcis muralis (Common wall lizard)
Lineage: Eukaryota; Metazoa; Chordata; Lepidosauria; Squamata; Lacertidae
Product: olfactory receptor 10Z1-like
Biological process (GO): G protein-coupled receptor signaling pathway
Cellular component (GO): membrane
Molecular function (GO): olfactory receptor activity; G protein-coupled receptor activity
Source: RefSeq, a predicted model, not a curated record